Messenger RNA from Achroia grisella, 589 nucleotides. Its product is annotated as low-density lipoprotein receptor-like. The transcript is spliced from 4 exons. The record is from RefSeq and is a predicted model, not a curated record. The annotation marks the transcript as partial. Gene Ontology annotation, molecular function: protein binding. Lineage: Eukaryota; Metazoa; Arthropoda; Insecta; Lepidoptera; Pyralidae.
CUGCUACCUGCCCGCUUGGCGCUGCGACGGACACGCCGAUUGCCCCGCCGGCGGCGACGAGGACGACUGCCCCCCCGUUUCAACAAUGAGUGCAGAACAAGAGGAAGAGUUAAUCGACUGCCUCCCGGAUCAGUUUAAGUGCGGUAGCGUCCCGCGCGAGAGAGUUGCUAGUGGAGAGAGUAGCGAGAGUGGUGGAGAUAGUCCAGCAGGAUGGGAGUGCGUGCCGAUAACAUGGCGCUGCGACGGCCGCCCCGACUGUACCGACGGCUCCGAUGAGGGCCCGCACUGUGAGGCGGUAAUUCGGGGCAGUAACUGCACGUCGUCGCAGUUUGCGUGCCCGGACGGCUCGUGCGUGCCGGCGGCGGCGCGCUGCGACACCAACCGGGACUGUCCGGACGGCGCGGACGAGGCCGCCUGCAGCUGUCCGCCCGAGAACUUCAAGUGUGCGCACUCCGAUACCUGUUUAGAACCGAACCUGUACUGCGACGGCGACGUGGACUGUGACGACGGGUCGGACGAGCCGGCCGGCUGCGGGCCGCCGGUGGCUGCGGGCCCCACGGGCCCCACGGGCCCCGGGGGCCCCGCCGCG